UUGCGGUGUUCGCCUUGCAAGCUGAGUUCUGUGAACUGGCAUCAUGGUAGCUUCACGCCAUGGCCCAAACAGAGCUACGCCUUGAUGGCCUUGGCAUUCGGAAGAUCGUGGAGAUCCCUCCUGGCAUUCAGGUCCUGUCUGUCAGCGGCAAUCGACUGCGAAAUGUUGGCUCGAUUUCGGAAUGCCUGACGCUGCAAGAGGUGAACCUGGCAGCCAACAAGUUGAGUGAAGCCGCACUUGCGCCUUUGGCAGCCCUCCCAGCACUCAGGGUGCUCAAUGUGUCCAGGAAUCAAGUUCGGAGUUUGACACCUUUUGCUCCGGCAUUGGCAGGCCAUGCUUUCCCAGCCCUGGAGGAGCUGAACAUCUCCGCAAACCCCUUGAGCGAUGUCACUGCCGCGAUGUCUUUACAAAAGCUACGCAUUCUGACGGCAACUGACCUGGCAGCCACCACUCUAAAGUGCGUUCAUUCCAGCUUGGAGGUGAUUGAUCUGAGAAGCUGCCGUUUGCAGUCCAUCUCUUCGCUGCAGGCUCUGCCGUACCUGUCGGAACUCAUGCUGGACGGAAACUCGCUGGCGACCUGCAAGGAUCUGGGGGUGCAUUCCUGCUUGCAGGUGCUCCGAGUGGCGGGCAACGAGAUCCGCGAGAUCUCGGCGGUGCAGCUGCCGUCGCUGACGGAGCUGGACUUGGCGUCAAACAAGAUCUCGCAGGCAUUGAAUCUUGCGGGUGCUCCCCGGCUGGUCUCCUUGGUGGCGCGUGCAAACCAGCUUACCUCUUUGGUGCAGCUAUCAGCAAUGCGCAGCCUGACAUUUCUGGAUGCCUCGCAGAAUCAUAUACGGGCCCUUGAGCCAGCCCUUUGCUGGAGCUUGCGCCCUUUGCGAGUGCUGCUGCUGAAUGGCAACGAAAUCCGCGAUGUGGAGGAUGUAGCGCAGACGAUGGACAUGGCGGGCGGAUUGGCUUUAGAGCAUUUCGACUUGCGCGACAACCCUCUUAGUUCCGCCUUCUACCCAUGUGGGGAGCGACUACCAACAUGGACAUGGGAGGCCUAUGGAAGCUUGCAAGACAUUGAAGCGGACUCAAGGGAUCAGCCGCUCGAUGCCGUGACUCUCGGUGUGAGGGAACGCUAUUACCACCGGAUUUCCUUGCUGUGCCCCACGUUGCAGAGUCUUGACGGCAUGCUGGCAAUGCAGCUACCAUCCAUGCCGCCCUCUUUGUCUCGAAAGCAUGGAUCAUCUCGACGAGGAGUGGAUCAGGAUGAAGUGUUGUACAGAACACCGAGGCAAAGGCCUUCAAGAGAAGAGCAGGCAUGCCAAGCAUCAAUGGAACUAUCGAUGGAAUCACCGGUCAGAGCGGUGAGGGAGUCGGGCAACGACGCUCCAAAAAGUCUUGAUGAUGUUAGUCUUGGUGCAUCUCUUCUUGUUCCUGAAGUCUCUACCAUCGACGCAGCCACAUCUCCUGUUUUUCGCGAUGGCAGCUUGCUCGGCCAAGAGAGCGCUCCGGCGUCGCUUGUGAAUCUGGGCUUGGCGCCAGAGCUUCUUGCAGUGCAGAGAGCCAAAGUAUCAGAGGAGGCGUUGGCCGAGGUUGCUGCUGCCGCAGCAGCCGCUGCUUUGGCAAGUGCAGAGCAGGUUUGCAGUGGCUGCCACAGCAUCCUCACUCAUCCCUUUUGCUCGCACUGUGGAGCCCGGCGCGAUGACAAGGGAAACCCAGGAGGCCCGGAUGCCAGCAUUUCGAGAAGUACUUGGUUGAACAGGACGAGUGUGAGCCAGGCAGAAGAGGCAGCAACUUCAAGUCAGGGCUCCUUUUUACCCGUCGUCAACUUGCGGGCGUGCGAUGACAGGCAAGCAGGCCAAGAGUUUGGCGUGCUGCCCGCUGCUAGCGACAGUCCCAAACGUCAGGUUGCAACGCUAGACAAUCUGCCCAGUGAGCCUGGCAGAGCGCAUGAGAUGCCUCCAAACCCGCAAAGGGCUGUUGGACAGAUGGAAGGGAGACCAGCAGACCAGCUGGGACUGGCACCAGGAGCGUUCGAUGGCAGCUUGCCACAUGAUGUCAUCAGGCUGGAAGAUGUCUUGCGAGAUGAGCUGAUGCAGAAGGGCGAGGAUUUCGAAGUACAGCAACUGCAUAUUGUGGAGAAGCUCGAGAAAGCACAUGAAGAACUGGCAAAGCAGUGGCAAGAGCUAGAUAUGGAGAGGACCAGGUCUAAUGAGCAGCAAGAAGAGCUUACGCAGAGAUUGGCAAGAGAGCAAACCGAGCUGCAAGAGCAACUUGAAGUGGAAGUGCAGAAGAGACAUCAGUGGGAGAAGCAACAACAGUGGUUCUUGGAAAAGCAGCAGCAGGACUUGGAAGAUCACUGGCAGCAAGAACAAAAUAGAAGAAAGCGCCAAUGGGAAGCUGAGCAGGAGGAGGAGUUUAUCAAGCUCCAAAGGCGUUUCCAAGAGCUCCAGCAGCAGUUUCAGGAACGUCUUGAGUCAGCAGUGCCACCGCGUGGUCCGCCUUCCCCGAGCCGCGGGUUUGGUCUGCCUGAAGACGAUUCCUUGGCGCUGGUUGCUCCGAGUCUUGCAGAUGUGGCUGCGAAGCUCUCCGCGCGCGCCCAGAACCAACCCACUUCUCCCGCGAUGGAGCAGGACCCAUGGCAGCCAGAGCAGACCCACACAUUCCGCAGUCUUGCCCAGACCAUAUUGCAUCCAAGCACAGCUUGGGGAAGUGUGACAGCUUCAAGGGAUGUGGGGCAGUUGGACUUUGUUCCGGGUGAAAGAAUCCAACUAGCCAUUCCGGCAGCAUGGGAGGAGACAAGAGUUGUACCAGAAUCAGAACCAAGGGCAGAGCCAAGAUCUGUGCCGCAAGCAGGACCAAGGGCAGAGGCAAGAUCUGCGCCGCAAGCAGAGCCAAAGGCAGAGCCAAGAAUUGUGCCACAAGCAGAAGCAAGGGCAUCGCCGCAAGCAGAAGCAAGGGCAUCGCCAAGAUUGCCACAAGCAGAACCAAGGGCAGAGCCACGAUCUGUGCCGCAAGCAGAACCAAGGGCAUCGCCGCAAGCAGAAGCAAGGGCAUCGCCGCAAGCAGAAGCAAGGGCAUCGCCAAGAUUGCCACAAGCAGAACCAAGGGCAGAGCCACGAUCUGUGCCGCAAGCAGAACCAAGGGCAUCGCCGCAAGCAGAAGCAAGGGCAUCGCCGCAAGCAGAAGCAAGGGCAUCGCCAAGAUUGCCACAAGCAGAACCAAGGGCAGAGCCACGAUCUGUGCCGCAAGCAGAACCAAGGGCAUCGCCGCAAGCAGAAGCAAGGGGAUCGCCAAGAUCUUUGCCACAAGCAGAACCAAGGGCAUCGCCAAGAUCUGUGCCGCAAGCAGAACCAAGGGCAUCGCCGCAAGCAGAAGCAAGGGAAUCGCCAAGAUCUUUGCCACAAGCAGAACCAAGGGCAGAGCCACGAUCUGUGCCGCAAGCAGAACCAAGGGCAUCGCCGCAAGCAGAACCAAGGGGAUCGCCAAGACCAUUGCCACACGCUGAACCAGCGGCAUCGCCAAGAUCGGUGCCACAAGCUGAAGCAAGGGCAUCGCCAAGAUUGCCACAAGCAGAACCAAGGGCAGAGACACGAUCUGUUCCGCAAGCAGAACCAAGGGCAUCGCCGGAAGCAGAAGCAAGGGGAUCGCCAAGAUCUUUGCCACAAGCAGAACCAAGGGCAUCGCCAAGAUAUGUGCCGAGAGCAGAACCAGAGCCAAGAUCUGUUCCGCAAGCAGAAGCAUCUUUGCCACCAGCGGCAUCGCCAAGAUCUGUGCCACAAGAAGAAGCAAGGGCAUCGUCAAGAUCUUUGCCACAAGCAGAACCAAGGGUAGAGCCAAGAUCUGUGCCGCAAGCAGAACCAAGGGGAUCGCCAAGAUCAUUGCCACAAGCUGAACCAGCGGCAUCGCCAAGAUCGGUGCCACAGGCUGAAACAAGGGCAUCGCCAAGAUCUUUGCCACAAGCAGAACCAAGUGCAGAGCCAAGAUCUGUGCCGCAAGCAGAACCAAGGGCAGAGCCAAGGUCUGCGCCGCAAGCAGAGCCAAAGGUAGAGGCAAGAUUUGUGCCGCAAGCAGAGCCAAGGGCAGAGCCAAGAUUUGUGCCGCAAGCAGAACCAAGGGCAGAGCCAAGAUCUGUGCCGCAAGCAGGACCAAGGGCAUCGCCAAGAUCUGUGCCACAAGCAGGACCAAGGGCAGAGCCAAGAUUUGUGCCGCAAGCAGAACCAAGGGCAGAGCCACGUGUUGUGCCACCAAGAACUGUGCCACAGCCAGACCGACAGAAAGAGCCAAGAUCUGCUGCACAAGCAGAGCGAAGAACUGUGCUGCCAGCAGAGCCCGUGGCGCAAGCAGAGCUGAGAGCAGAGCCCAGAUUUGGGACACAAGCAAAGCCACGGUCGCAGCCAAGUUCCUUGCACAGGCUCACACAAAUCUUAGGCGAGACAGACCCAGCAACGGACAGCUUAUGGAGCGAUGACAAGGUUGAGCCUGGAAGUGACGGAGCUUUCCAGCGAGCAUUGCAAGGUUGUGGAAUUUGGAGUGAUGAGCAGCACAAGGAUGAUCAGCAUGCGGCUUCAUUGACGAUAACUGCAUCACUGCAGGCCGACCACCAGCGAGUGGUUUCACAAGUGCCCUUUGGGGAAUGCGUUGCAGAGCCUUCACAGCUUGCUACUUCGAGGAUGCAUCAUGACGGCGAGAUGAAUGGCAGUGCAGCAUCAAGGGCAUCCUACUUGAAGUUCCUGCAAAGAGAAAUAGCAGCGCAAAGGACUUUUGUGAGGAAUAUUAAAGAAGCAAGAAAGGCUCCUGUCAAGAACAUCACAAGGGACUUCAGUGUGGCACAGAGGCUGCAAAGCCAGGACCUGACUGGCACUGGCGAGACUGGCAUUUCAGGCCGAUCCCGGAGUGUUGAGGUCUUGCCAAGAGGGGCUGAUACGAGGAGACCUUUGCGGCCUAGAACACCACAGGUAGUUCAGACACAAGAGGUGCAGCCAACUGUCAAGCAAAGAAGCACUUCCUGUAGUGGCAAGUUCAGUAAGGUUAGCAGCGAUGAUCGCUCGUGGCACUGCAUUGUGUCGCCGGUAAAUGCCGGGGUGCGCGGGGCUUUGGAAGUGCUGGUCUCGCAGCAGGCUUGGGCCAUUCCAGAGCGACCAUUUGCAUACAUCUACUCGCUGUGCCGGGCCAUCCAAAACUGCUCCUUGCCGGCGCGGCAGCACUUUGAUUCUUUGGUGAUGCGAGAUGCUGCACGUGAAGGAGUCUUGUCACCUGCGGGCUUCUCGCAGCGUGCCUUCUUCUGCGACGAGAACAGCAAGCUAUCGGAGGUCAUCUCUUCGCCAUUCGGAUUUGCUGCUUACAAGGGAAAGGCGCUCCUCGUCGCACUACAGCUCAGGCAUGCAGAGCGCUGCUCCAACCCCAGCUCGCCGGAUUCCGCAUCUCUCACAGGGCGUACCAUCAUCGCCGAAAUCGCGCUGGGUAGAUGUCACACAACGCAUCGACCUUUGCAAGAGUUGGGUCUCGACGAGAAGGGCCUGGGUGCUGUUCCCUUGGCCGGUGGCUUGGACUCCGCGUACCGCAGCGGCGCCGACUCCGUGUACUUCCCGAAGUCGGGGGUCCUUGCCGUUCUAAGUCCUUCAAGAGCGCUCCCCAUUUUUCUUGCAGAGUACUCUCGGCAGCUUGUGGGCGCUCCUGUGACGUCACAGAUGAGAGUGACGACCGCAGGAUAAUCAGAUUUGGUCAAGCCCAAUCCUGGGCGAAUGAUGUGAAUGAAUUUCUAUAUUCUGGAGAUGCUUUUGUGAUUCAUGCGUUGAUAAAUUCGCUUCUUUGCUUCUUGCACCAGAGGCCGCUGGUCUUGCAAUUCAGAAUGAGCUUGAGCAUGCAUGAUGCACCCGG
Effrenium voratum is the source of this 5865-nucleotide messenger RNA. NCBI's taxonomy places the organism in Eukaryota, Dinophyceae, Suessiales, Symbiodiniaceae. The record is from the annotation of a GenBank genome assembly.